Molecule: messenger RNA, 1422 nt
Organism: Impatiens glandulifera
Lineage: Eukaryota; Viridiplantae; Streptophyta; Magnoliopsida; Ericales; Balsaminaceae
Product: fructose-bisphosphate aldolase 3, chloroplastic-like
Exons: 6
Coding region: 1-1164 (387 amino acids)
Biological process (GO): fructose 1,6-bisphosphate metabolic process; glycolytic process
Cellular component (GO): cytosol
Molecular function (GO): fructose-bisphosphate aldolase activity
Source: RefSeq, a predicted model, not a curated record
AUGGCUUGCUCGAGUUUUAUGAAUCUUAACGCAUCUUCUUCGCAGUGGAUCAAUCAACGCUCCAUACCCUCUUGCCCAUUUUCCAAUCGCCGCAUUUUCCUCGUCCGGGCCGGAGCUUACAACGACGAACUCGUCAAGACUGCAAAAACUAUUGCAUCUCCCGGUCGUGGCAUACUUGCUAUUGAUGAAUCAAAUGCGACGUGUGGGAAGAGAUUGGCUUCAAUUGGUCUUGAUAAUACCGAAGCCAACCGACAAGCCUACAGACAGCUUUUGCUGACAACUCCUGGCUUGGGAGAAUACAUAUCUGGAGCUAUUCUCUUCGAAGAGACACUUUACCAGUCAACAACAGAUGGAAAGAAGUUUGUGGAUUGCUUAAUUGUGCAGAACAUUGUACCUGGUAUCAAAGUUGAUAAGGGUUUGGUUCCCCUACCUGGAUCCAACAAUGAAUCUUGGUGUCAAGGGCUAGAUGGUUUGGCUUCUAGGUCUGCUAAAUACUAUAAGCAAGGUGCUCGCUUUGCAAAGUGGCGAACGGUUGUAAGCAUUCCUUGUGGACCAUCAGCUUUGGCGUUGAAAGAAGCUGCAUGGGGCCUUGCACGCUAUGCUGCAAUUUCACAAGACAAUGGUCUUGUGCCAAUAAUAGAACCCGAGAUUCUACUUGAUGGGGUUCAUCCUAUUAAGAGGACACUAGAAGUGGCAGAGCGUGUUUGGUCUGAAGUAUUCUAUUACUUGGCUGAAAACAAUGUCAUGGUUGAGGGUAUCCUAUUGAAACCGAGCAUGAUCACCCCUGGGGCUGAACACAAGGAGAAAGCUUCUCCUGAUACUAUAGCAAAUUAUACUAUAACUAUGCUCAGAAGGAGAGUUCCUCCUGCUGUUCCGGGUAUUAUGUUCCUAUCAGGGGGUCAAUCCGAAGUUGAAGCGACACUCAACCUCAAUGCAAUGAAUCAAACACUCAAUCCUUGGCAUGUUUCCUUCUCUUAUGCACGCGCACUACAAAAUACUGUGCUUAAGACAUGGAAAGGACAACCCGAGAAUAUUGAACUUGCACAAAAGGCAUUAUUGAAACGGGCAAAGGCAAAUUCUCUUGCUCAGCUUGGUAAAUACUCAGCCGAUGGGGAAAGUGACAACGCUAAGAAGGGAAUGUUCGACAAAGGCUACACCUACUAGAAGCAUAGAGGUAACUAAGAUGGGACAUGUUUAGUAAUUAUAAUCGGGAGAGGGUAAAUGAGACUAUUUAACGAAAUUUCAAUUUAGUUUUUACACAGAAUAAACGAAUUUUUUAGGAAGAAUGCAUUAGCAAACAAUGUUUUAUGCUUCAAUGAGUAAAAGACAUUCAAUAUGUUCUUAGUUUUGGAUGGUCUAGAUGCCCUAGUUCUAUAAUCUAUAUCAUCCUUAUGUCCAAAUGUAUAAAGAGAAUAUGUGUUU